AUGAAGGGAGGAAUUGUUCUCGUCUUCUUCAUUGCAAUAGCUUUGGCAAAGAAGUUCAGAUGGUGUAAUAUAUCAGACAUGGAACAGAGGAAGUGUGCUGAACUCUCCAAUGCUCUCCAGGCAGUGCUGACUCCCAGAGCAAGGAACUCCCUCACCAAGCUGUCCUGCAUCAAAGCACGUAAUGUCGAGGACUGCAUCAAAAAGAUACGGGGAAAUGUGGCAGAUGCAAUGUCUUUGGAUGCCACUGACGCCUACACUGCAGCGACAUUUUAUGACCUCACUAUUGUGGCAAAGGGAAUGUAUCCAGACGGAGGGUGUCUGUAUUCCGUGGCAGUCACGCAGGACCAGAGCCUCAACAUUUGGCAGCUGAGGGGGAAGAGAAGCUGUCAUGAUGGUGCUCGGCGCACAGCAGGCUGGAAUAUCCCACUGGGCUUCCUGCUGUCCCAUCGCUACCUCCAGUGGAGAGAGAAUCAGUCUGUGGCCGAAGCCGCUAGCAGCUUCUUCAGUGCCUCCUGUGCUCCUGGAGCCGGUGCCUUGUUCCCGAAUCUUUGUGCACUCUGCCGGGGCCAAAAGUCCUACAACAUGGCCAGAAACUACUUCUGUGAAGCCACCGACAAUGAGCCAUACUACGGUUCUGAAGGGGCUCUCAGGUGUUUGGAACAGGGGACCAGUGACGUGGCUUUUCUGGACAAUUCGGCCUUUGCCAGCAUGAGCGUAUCUGAAGCAGCCAAGUAUAGACUGCUGUGCACCGACGGAACACAGGCCAACGUUACGGACUGGAGAACAUGCCACCUGGGUCGCGGUCCUGGGAAUGCAGUCGUGACUAGAUACAACGCCCGGAAGAGCACUCGGAAAUUCCUCGCCCUGGCCCAGUAUUUCUUCGGCCUGAAAGGAAAGCACCGACAAGUUUUCCAGUUGUUCAGCUCAGCUGGUUUCAACAGGAAGAACCUCAUGUUUCGGGAUGCCACAGUGAAGCUGAUGCUCCUUGCCGACAACACAGACAUCAGCCAGGUGUUGGGAUUAGACUACAUCACUCUCUUGAAGGGUUUGGGCCAUCAAGGGAGCUCUCUGGAGAACAGCAUUGUACGGUGGUGCUGUAUAAGCACAGCGGAGCAAAGCAAGUGCGAGAACUGGGCUCUGAAUGCAAAAUCCACACUCCUGGUGUGCAUCAGAGCAACAUCAGCGAGCCACUGCAUAGAAAUGAUAAAGAGGGAUGAGGUGGACGCAGCUUCUUUUGAUGCUACUCAUGCUUACAUCGCUGGGAAAUGUGGUCUGGUUCCUGUGGUAACAGAGAACUACGGUCCACCUCCUGUCUACGCAGUCUCAGUGGUGAAGAAGGUGUCCAGGGGUGAGAACUUAUUUAACCUGGCGGGGAGGCGAAGCUGUCACAGCCACGUGUACAGCCCUGCUGGAUGGCUGCUGUUGGCAAAGUUCACUGUUCGCUCUCACAACGACACGGAUACCUGCGACAUCAAUGAAGCCUACACAAAUUACUUCCGUAAGGCCUGCAUGCCUGGCUCCAGAACUAUGGGCAAACUUUGUAAAGUCUGCGUUGGCAGGGAGCAAGCUGGUUCAAAGAUUUCCGGUCUGCGGUGUGCUGCCAACCAUGAUGAACUCUACUAUGGAAACCUGGGGGCACUGCGGUGUUUAGUUGGGAAUUCCAAUCAGAAAAACUUUGGAGAUGUCGCCUUUCUGGAGCAUCACAACUUAAUGGAAAACAUUGAGGCUCUGGGCAGGAGUGGCUGGGCCACAGGUUGGACUUCCGAUGACUUCGAGCUGCUCUGUCCGGGUGGAAGCCGUGCCCCACUCACAGAGUGGGAUUUGUGUAACCUGGGAGCUGUCCCUCCAAACAUUGUCAUGACCAGGUCUGUCAUCGCCACCAAAAAGAGGGGAUAAUGAAUAGGUUAGAAAGUCAAAAAUAGAGUCAUGGAGAUCCAAGAACGUUUUGGGCCCAGCUCCCUCUCUGAAUUCCAGCUUUUCCAGUCCAAAAAAUAUAAAGAGAGUGACCUGCUCUUCAAGGAUGCAACCCGGUCUUUGAGCCAAGCGGCUCACCUGAGCUACGCUGACAUCCUGGGCGAUGCUUUUGUCAGCCUGGCCGAGUCUGUCUUCAGCUGCACGCACUCAGAAAUCCUGGAAUUCUGCCACCGGGAUGUUUGCAGCCACUGGUGA
Hypanus sabinus (Atlantic stingray) is the source of this 2169-nucleotide messenger RNA. RefSeq names its product saxiphilin (gene sxph). The record is from RefSeq and is a predicted model, not a curated record. Gene Ontology annotation, cellular component: plasma membrane; early endosome; recycling endosome. Lineage: Eukaryota; Metazoa; Chordata; Chondrichthyes; Myliobatiformes; Dasyatidae. Gene Ontology annotation, biological process: iron ion transport. The transcript has 17 exons.